This is a messenger RNA of Phytomonas sp. EM1, 1706 nucleotides long. NCBI's taxonomy places the organism in Eukaryota, Euglenozoa, Kinetoplastea, Trypanosomatida, Trypanosomatidae. The record is from the annotation of a GenBank genome assembly.
AUGACAGGGAAAAACGGCGAUGAUUCCUAUGAGCCUCUUGGUGAACUCGGUGACUUCAAUUUAGCCAUUGAAAAAAAAAUUGGGCAGAAGGCAAAUCAAUAUAUAGUUACAGUAUAUCAGGAUGGAAGCAAAGAGCUGAGUCAGCCCAUCAAUAUUCAAAUGGCGCUUAUGUAUUGCAAAGAAUACUCUUCUGUGCACUGGUCCACUAAAAUUGACCGAAAAGUUGAAGACUUGGCCUUUCGCUUCAUGGAUACAAAUAACUGCUCUGCUGCCAAUGUAAUGACACGUUGUGUAGAGGUGUACAAUCAAUGUAUAUAUGGUAUGCUGACUGGGUUGGAUGUAAUGGAUACGUCAGACGAGUGGUACCAAUACAUGGCACCAACCAGCACGCAUACCAUCCUCAAUGAGGAUGAAGAAAGGCCUGUGUAUGCCUUCAACAUCAAUUCAGCUUCCCAAAUGAAGACAGGUGAAGGGAACAUAUGCUUUUCACAUGCCAUGCAGCUCAAUCGCGCCCUCAUUUUGCGGAAGUGCGGAAACAACACAAGCAAAGUGGAAAUGCUAGCGCUUCCAGUUCAAGACCAAAAGGGUACCUUUUCUAACUCCAUUGAAAAAAUCGUGGUAGAUGGAGUGGAUUCAUCGAUCACGGGGAGCCUGAUGGAUGUAACAGAGCGCAAACUAAUGGUAUUUGGUGGGGAACAAAACAAAAUUGGGGAAAUUGAUCUUGAACGAGGGAAAGUCGUGCAGGAGUACAAUCCAGCGAAUAAGUCGAUCCUUUCGAUGGCAUAUAGUGCCAAGACAGCUGGAAACAGUGACGGAAUCUACACCUGCCUCGCCCCAAACGUGGCCUUCAAUAUCGACACACGCAUGAAUCCCAAAUCAUGUGUGGUUUUGGAGAGUGGAAAAGACUUGAGUGAUUAUAGUUUGAAGUCUGCAAAACCGCUUACGUGCCAUGCCACGUCUAGAGCUGGUCACCUCGCAACAGGUGAUUCCGUUGGCAAUGUUCGCCUCUACACUGGGCCACCGGGGUCACGAAAACCAGAGGGCGGCCACUUUCCCAAGACCGCAAAGACCCUCCUCGAUACCAAAACCCCUAUCCUCGCUCUUGAUAUUACAGUUGACGGGAGUCAUAUAUUGGCUACCUGUGAAAAGUUCAUUCUGCUUAUCAAUACCAAAUACCUGGAUAGUGACGGCAAGGAAGCAGAUGGGUUCACAAACAGGAUGGGAAAGAACAAACCGACACCUCUACGUCUGCUGCCAUCGGCGUCGCAAAUCGAAGAAAUGGGCGGUAUGGAUGGGGUAUGUUUUACGAGUGCCAAAUUCGAUGUGGACACAUCCACUGGGGAGCAUUGUGUCACAGCCAGUUGUGGUAUGUAUUUACUAGUCUGGAGCAUGAAAGCGUUGAUGAGAGCAGAAGAAAAAAAUCGAGCCGCGCCAUGCGACAUGGUCUCGGUUGGUCACGCGGCGCUCUCUAUCAACGCACCGCAGUCAUCAACAGUGACCUAUUUAUCAAAGGAUAAUAUUGGCUCAGUGCCAAUAGAAGAGACAAAGAGAUCCUUUAGAAAAUGGACCUGGGGACAAAACGAUUGAUUAAUCUUGAGCACUAGAUAUCUGCAUUUAUCAGAUAAGAUCAUCAAUAAAAAUUUUAUUCGACAUUUAGGUAAUUUAUACAUCGUCAGAAUAGGAAACAGAAAGAAUUAUAGUGAAAA